Molecule: messenger RNA, 1026 nt
Organism: Adineta ricciae
Lineage: Eukaryota; Metazoa; Rotifera; Eurotatoria; Adinetida; Adinetidae
Source: the annotation of a GenBank genome assembly
AUGUCAUUGAAUUCCACAAUCGCAUAUCUUCGUGAUAUCACAGAUGAAGUUCGUUUUAUCUUUGGUUUAUUUAACUUAGUUGUCGGUCUUAUUAGUAAUUUAUCUCUAAUCAUCAUUUUAACAAAUCUUAAAAUCUUUCACAAAACUCCUUCGAGUUUUUAUCUAGUCGCUGAAUCCUAUUCAAACAUUGGAUUAUUGAUCUUUGUUUGUUCAUCACGUAUUUCAAUCGGUAUUCUCAGAGUCGAUCCAACACUCGUGUCACUUCAGUGGUGUAAGUUUCAUUCUGGUUUAAUUCAACUCUUUGGUUUAUGUUCAUUGUUCACAAUAUGUUUCACAACAAUCGAUCAAUAUUUCUCCACUCAUCAUCGUUAUGCCAUUCGUCAACUGAGCACAAUGAAAUGUGCAUAUUUAUUUCUCAUCAUAACCUUACUCCUUUCAUCGUCUCACGGAAUUUUGUUCUACAUUUAUGCUUCAAUUGAUCAAUCCUCAUUUGGAUGUUCAAUUUAUAAUGUAAUGAUGAGGAAGUACUUGUCUUAUUUCUACUUUCCAGUGUUGAGUAAUGCAUUGCCACUUCUCAUCACAAUGACAUUUAGUUUGUUGUCAUAUCGACAUGUUCGUCGAAUAGUUCGAAGACAAGUUCCCAUUCGACGAAGACGAUUAGAUCAACAAUUGACAUCCAUGAUCCUGAUUCGAGUUGUAUCAUUGAUUUUCUUUGGUUUACCUUAUAUCAUCACUUCGUUAUAUCAAUUGAAUGUUCCCAGUAGCAACAAUGACCUCAAUUCAACAAUUAUGAUUCUCAUUGCUGCAAUCUUAUAUUCUUUGGUAUAUACAAACUUUUCAAUCAAUUUUUAUCUAUUUUUAAUAAUUUCAUCCCGAUUUCGCGGUCAGGUUAAAUAUUUUAUUCGAAAAAUGUCUCGUAGUAUCUUCAAUUUGAUACAUUUGCCAAGACACAUUAGAUUAAAUACUAACAAUCAAAUCAUGCCGGAAAUUCCUGCACUAAAUGUUUCAGUUUUAGAAUCGGCUUGA